CAUAUUCCAAUCAAUGCAAAACACCUUGCUAAUUUCUGAGAAAACGCAAAAACUACUGAAAUUACUGAUAACAACUGAAUUUUGAUCUACAGGCAUAUUUUGUUUCGACUUUCGGAGAAUGUGAGGAAUAAAAUAUGGCACAGCAGUCAGUUUUCCUUGUUAUGGUCAAUGGGCAAAUCGAAAGUGGAGUGUUUCCCGAAUUCAACGACUUAUACUUGAAGUACUCGUUUGUCCACGGCCCUGACUGGAUUAUAACUUCGGGCUUGGAAGACGGAAUUUCCCAAGUGUCUAGGAAAAGCAUAGAUGACCGCGGUCUUUUCACGUGGAAUUUUCCAAUUGAGGCAACUUUCAAAAGCUCAAAUCCUUACGGCUGGCCUCAGCUGGUUAUCAGCUGUUACGGAACAGAUGUUUUUGGCAACGAAGUUGUCAGAGGGUACACAUCUUGUCACAUUCCAAUUACAGCCGGAAGGCACAGAAGGAAACUGGGCAUGUUUGUGCCGCAGUCAUCAUCAUCAUUUCAGAAAUUCCUUGGGUGGUUCCUAGGAAAAAGACCGGAGUUCAUUGACCCCAAAGUAGUCGCACACUCAGAUGGACGCGAAGUAACUAGAGUGAGGUCUCAGGGAUAUGUGGGUGUGAGCUUCAAUGUGAUCACUAGGGACAUGAAGAAACUGGGCCUAGAUACCAUCCCCUCCGAAGUGUCCACUCACUCAGCAGUCACCGCACAAGCACUAUCUCAGGUUCACGAAUUCAGCAAAAACGUGCACUCUGAUCCCCUAUGAAGCUAUAAACUGAUAGUAAACGAAGUUCAUGGUCGCGCGAUGUGCUAUUCUAGUCCAUGGAAAGCGUCAUUAUUACUGUCGAAAUCCCCUAAAUAAUAUCAAAAAUGGUUCAAUUGAAAUUUUCUAAAUUUAUAAACCCUUAAUUCAGCUCAGUUCAUUUUGUACAUUCAAAACGUAAAUUGUAUUGUAUAACAAAGUGAUGCACACAAAUUCAGAAUUGAAUAUCUUGUCGUAUUUUG
Messenger RNA from Symsagittifera roscoffensis, 1018 nucleotides. Its product is annotated as B9 domain-containing protein 1-like. The transcript is spliced from 9 exons. NCBI's taxonomy places the organism in Eukaryota, Metazoa, Xenacoelomorpha, Acoela, Convolutidae. Gene Ontology annotation, biological process: cilium assembly. Bases 135 to 779 code for a protein of 214 amino acids. The record is from RefSeq and is a predicted model, not a curated record. Gene Ontology annotation, cellular component: MKS complex.